AUUUCUUGCACAGGGUAGGGCUCUUUAUCAUGCAGAGACUGUUUCCGGCGGGCGGCAUUAGCUGUAACACCUCACUCGGAGCCUACUGCGCGGGAUUUCUUAUGCUUCCGCGUUUGCGGUUUCUCAAUUGGUUCUGUUCUGCAACGGUGGCCCUUGCCAGAGUCCCGAAAUGCCUUGUUCAUGGCUAAAGGAAUACCAGUGGAAGCAGUAGAUACUCAGUUUAAUAACCGGUAACAGUGUGCCCAGUUCUGAUCAAAAGAGUUAAAAGAUCGCUGAAACUGGAUGAUAUGGUUGAAGAAAAUGAGCCAAAAAUUUCUCUGUUGCCUGCUUCAUGAUCACUUCCCCCGACAGGACUGCCUUACCAGACUACAGCCCUCUUGCAACUUGAUGAGCUGGUGGUCAUUCGGUCCUUCAAAAAUCACAAGGAAGAAAAGUAUUACAGCUUAUUCUCCAACUACUGGAACUUAUCAAAUGAGCCCAUUUUCUUCUCCCACAACCCCCAAAGAACAAGAGCACAGAAAUGGACCAUCAAAUGGAACAAGAAAACUGAAUAGCUUCAGCUCACCUGCAGGAAAGGAAUCCAUAGCAAAAGACAGUGAUGAAUUUACGACGCUGCUCUCUACAAUUGAGAGAUCAUCAGAAAAAACUGUGGAGAUAAUGAAAAAUUUAAGUAGUAUACAGGCUUUGGAGGGCAACAGACAGCUUGAAGAUCUCAUUGGCAUUUCCCUAGUACCAUGUGUCUUAAAAGGAGAAGCAAAGAAAACCAAAGAACUAAUGACAAAAGUAACAAAACAAAAACUACUCAAAAAGAAGAAUUCAAGAAUUCCUCCCAAAGAACAUCAUCUGGACAGCUUUGCAUUCCUGAAAGCCAUUUUGAACUGAGUGUUCCCUCCCAAGUCUGACAACUGUGUCGAUCUUUGUGGGUGUUAGUCAACCCAUAAGAAUUCAGACCAGACUGAAAUAAAGAGCCAGCGAAAGUAGACUGUCGAGUUUGGAACCCACCUUCUAAGACAGGAAGUAUACUAUAUGUGGAUUUUCCCAAUUGAAAAAAUAAAGGAGUCUACUGUGCACUUCA
Meriones unguiculatus (Mongolian gerbil) is the source of this 1075-nucleotide messenger RNA. RefSeq names its product integrin subunit beta 3 binding protein (gene Itgb3bp). Gene Ontology annotation, cellular component: nucleoplasm. NCBI's taxonomy places the organism in Eukaryota, Metazoa, Chordata, Mammalia, Rodentia, Muridae. Gene Ontology annotation, biological process: CENP-A containing chromatin assembly; regulation of DNA-templated transcription. Bases 283 to 882 code for a protein of 199 amino acids. The record is from RefSeq and is a predicted model, not a curated record. The transcript has 11 exons.